UGUCGCCAUUGAGGUACUAAUAGCAGCUGAAGCAGCAGCUAAAACUACAGCUGGUUCACCACUGAGAGGAAGAAGGAGUGUGACUGGAGGGAGCUUGUCACUCCCUAGCAUUAGCAUUAACCACGACCCUGGCAUCCAAAUAGGAAGGCAGAAGGCUUUCUUUGCUGGUUGAAAAAAAUUAAAAAACAUGCCGGAACAAAGUAAUGAUUACAGGGUGGUUGUAUUUGGAGCAGGAGGAGUUGGCAAAAGUUCACUGGUCUUGAGGUUUGUUAAAGGUACUUUCAGGGAUAGUUAUAUCCCUACAAUUGAAGACACCUACCGGCAGGUGAUCAGCUGUGAUAAGAGCAUAUGCACUUUGCAGAUUACCGACACAACAGGGAGUCAUCAAUUUCCUGCCAUGCAGCGCUUGUCUAUUUCCAAAGGACACGCAUUUAUUUUGGUCUAUUCAGUCACCAGCCGGCAGUCUUUGGAGGAACUGAAGCCCAUUUAUGAACAGAUAUGCCAGAUCAAAGGGGAUACAGAGAGCAUUCCAAUCAUGCUGGUGGGAAACAAGAAUGAUGAGGACCACAACCGAGAGGUACAAACCACUGAUGGAGAAGCCAUGGCAAAAAAAUGGAAGUGUGCCUUCAUGGAGACCUCAGCUAAAAUGAACCACAAUGUGAAAGAGUUGUUCCAAGAGCUGCUGAAUUUGGAGAAACGUAGGACUGUGAGUUUACAAAUCGAUGGCAAGAAAAGCAAGCAGCAGAAAAGGAAAGAAAAACUGAAAGGAAAGUGCAUUGUCAUGUGAAAAGAUCCUUAUUCUGGAGCAGUCAUGUAGAUGCCUUCUUCUGACUGUGCCAGGUUUCAUGCCCCUAAGCCAUGGGAAAAUAGGUGAAACUGUUUUAUUAAUAGCAAUCUUGAAAGUACUUGAAUCAAGCAGUUGCUUGAAGCAAAAGUACUUUCAAGAAGUUGUCUUUUCAUAAAUUAGCCAUUAACGAGAACAAAAAAUUGUUCCAAAGACCCAAUGGUGUCUAACUUCUAGAUCAUAAACAAUGAUAUAUCCAUAAGAAAGGACUUCCACUAGCAUUGCUAUUGCCAUGUAAGGAUCUGGUAAUUAAUCAUUUAAAGAUAUAUGCUAGUGUUAUAUAUAGAAUUAUGAAAGAUGUACAUGUGUGUGUGUACACACAUUCAUACACACAUAUUUGGCAAAUUUAAUUUAAUUUAGGCAUUAGAAAAUAUAACUUUCCUAGACUGUAAGUUUCUUCCUCUUCUACUAUGUCCUGUCUUGUCUUAUUCUCACCAAUCCCUUACCCUGCAAAGUAAUGUAUGGAAUAAGUGAGGUACCUCUUCCUUCUGUGAUCAGUCUUGUUGCCAGGAGAACUGUAUGGGCAAGCUUCA
This is a messenger RNA of Candoia aspera, 1377 nucleotides long. It is a transcript of the gene DIRAS2, whose product is annotated as DIRAS family GTPase 2. Gene Ontology annotation, biological process: signal transduction. The transcript is spliced from 2 exons. Gene Ontology annotation, molecular function: GTPase activity; GTP binding; GDP binding. Bases 188 to 787 code for a protein of 199 amino acids. The record is from RefSeq and is a predicted model, not a curated record. Lineage: Eukaryota; Metazoa; Chordata; Lepidosauria; Squamata; Candoiidae. Gene Ontology annotation, cellular component: plasma membrane.